GCGCCCUCGCCCACGCUCAUGUCCACCCCACUGUGUUCCCUCAGCCCGCGAGAGAUCAAAUCCGUGGCGUUUGCCGACUUGAAGCCGAGCCCCAGCCCCACUCUGCCCACUGAGCUCAGUAGGGGGCGGCAGCCGUUCAAAGCUAAUCACGAGCUCUUCAAGCGACCGCCUAGCGGGUCCUUGGGCGUGGUGGCGACCUCGCCUCUCUCACCGCCAUCUUCUUCCGGUUUGUCACCUUCUUCUCCUUCCGGUUUGUCGCCAUCUUCUCCCGGCUUGUCGCCAUGUAUUUCCGGUGUUUCGGCGACUCUGGUGAGGACAUCCCCUGAAGUGUCGGUGGUCGAGGACAAACCUCCCGCCCUUCCCCCUCGGCCGAGACAGUUCCAGAGAGCACCCCUGAAAUACCAGCGACGAAACUCUGUGGAUGGUAGAAGUGAGCAACGCUGUACUUCCUCGGGUAUCCACCACGCCGUGUGUCACACUAGAAGUGUCUCAGCCACGAGGGACGUAGACAGGAGAAGGCCAGUAAACGGCGAGUUCAAACCUCCGGAUUCGAACUUUUCUUCCCCUCAGAACACUCGACAGCACACACAAGUAAAUGUCGGUGAUGUGAGAAAUGAGGCGAGAAAUAUUCUACCAGGAAAUCUUUCGCACACUUCAACUAUCUCUACACCGGUGAACGUGACGACCCCCCACGCCACGCCCCCCUCUGCCCCUCCCCACGCGAGAGAAGAUUACCUCCCCACAAACGGGCCCAAUCAAGCUGAGCGCUCGCGAGGGCCAAUUCUGAGGGAUAAGAACCUUAACAUAUCUCAUCAGCAACACCAUCAGCCGCAGCAACAGCAACAGCAACAACAACAACCACAUCUACCUCACGCCGCUCCCCCGAGGUAUGAAGAGGCGAUCAAAAGGAUUAGUCUGUACAGAGCCGAGCCACUUCACACGUCGCCCGCUCCACAAUCGGACGGUGAAAGGGGAAGCAGACGACAACAAGGGUCUCCGAAAUCACCGGAAACCCCAGGUCAAGUCGUUCUACAAAAUGGCCCCUUUUCCCCUCUGCAGAAUAGCGACACAUCCCCGUUACAAUCACACGCACCAUCACCAUUUCAAAAAGGCCAAAUUUCAAAGCAAAACUCCCCAUCUUCAUUACAAUCACACGCACCGUCAUCAUUUCAAAAUGCUCCAAUAAUUUCAAAACAGAAUCCCCCAUCUUCAUUACAAUUACACUUACCAUCUCCAUUUCAAAACUCCCAGUCUUCAAAACAAAAUUCUGCAUCUUCAUUACAAUCACACUUACCUUCACCAUUUCAAAAUACUACAUCUUCCAAGCAAAACUCCCCAUCUUCAUUAGAAUCACACUCACCAUCACCAUUUCAAAACACCUCGUCUUCCACCUCCAAACAAAAUUCCCCGAUCCCUCUACAAAAUGGCUUUGUCGGUUUGUCCGUCCACCGCAUCGAGCGGCAAGGAAUCAGUUACAGCAGCGGCAGCAGCGACUGCGCAGGCACCCCCUGGUUCAGCGAUGUGACGGAUUCCGGGAAAGAAUAUUCUAGAGAUGCCACAACCAGUAACAACAGUGUCCCUAGCCUCACGUCACUAUCCUCGCCCAUCUCAGCCUCCACGCCCAAAAUAGCCGUUGUGCACGCGUCAUCGAGAAGUGACGUCAACCCUCGGGAUCUGCCCCCUCCCCCGGCUGACAUGCUCUUGGGGUUACCCGGAAGUGACGUCAUCAAGUCGGCUGCCGGAAGUGGCGUGGGAUAUCACGUGGCGUUACGUGGACGUGAAGACAGCGCCGAGUCGGACGACGUAUUCUUUCACGACGACUCGCGAGAAAAUUUCGCAGACGUUUCAUCUAGCUCGCCUCAGAGAAUUGACGAGAGGCCACCUCGUUUCCGUCCGCCAAGCAGAGGUAGUAGCGGUCAUAGGUCAAAGUCCAGAGAGAGUUCAAAGGUCGUGCAGGGUGGUGUGGCCUCCGUCAACUCGAGCAGCACCAUCAUCAGUGGCAGCAGUAGGAACAGCAGCAGCUAUGGUCGUGCCAGCAGCCGAGACGGCGCUGGACAUUCGAGCACUGACCUCGGCGAGACUCAGGACGGUGGCUGUGGCGGGAAGCGAGUCAUUGUAGAAGUGUUGGUGUGAGUUGUUUGUGAUGUGUGUGGAAGUGUUGGUGUGACUUGUUUGCGCUGUUUAUGCCAGCCAAGAAUACAGUAUACAUGUAUCUAUAUCUUGGUUGUUGUUACUGUCUGUGUGUG
Molecule: messenger RNA, 2246 nt
Organism: Aplysia californica (California sea hare)
Lineage: Eukaryota; Metazoa; Mollusca; Gastropoda; Aplysiida; Aplysiidae
Product: myb-like protein AA
Source: RefSeq, a predicted model, not a curated record